Molecule: messenger RNA, 4919 nt
Organism: Coregonus clupeaformis (lake whitefish)
Lineage: Eukaryota; Metazoa; Chordata; Actinopteri; Salmoniformes; Salmonidae
Product: actin-binding LIM protein 1
Exons: 22
Coding region: 2297-3721 (474 amino acids)
Biological process (GO): lamellipodium assembly; cytoskeleton organization; cilium assembly
Cellular component (GO): stress fiber; actin cytoskeleton
Molecular function (GO): actin filament binding
Source: RefSeq, a predicted model, not a curated record
UAGUGCACUGUGUUCGUAACAGAUUCUAGUUUUAGGAACAGAAAAAUGUAUUGAGAUCAGAUGUUUCAUCGAUGAGACAAUUUGCAGAAUGUUGGCCCAGUUUCACCAAGUUCCAUCCUGGUGAGAAAACUUUCUAAAUGAAUGCUUCAGCUUUAUAGCCCUUCUGUCUGUGGUGCCAUUGUAUCGCCAAUAUUAGCAGACACUACUUUUAGCUAGAUAGUUAGCUAGCAUUAGGUCACAGACAACAAACUAACCAAGUUAUCUCGCUACCUGGCUAGCUACAGACUUUCUACAAUGCGACACCGUUAACUAGCUACAGGCUUGCUAUUUAGCCUUACAUUCCUCCACUAGUAGCAUCUUCGCUCCGGGAGACCUGUACCCAUUGGAUACACCAAUGCAUAUCUUACAGGUCUCCCAGAGCAAAGAGGCUAUCCUGUUAGCUGACGUUACCAAAAAUAUAUUUUCUUGUCAGCGAACACGUCUAGGUCAUAAAAGUUAUGAUGUUAGCUACAUAGCCAGUUAUUUAGCUAGCUAACUAUUUAUGAGUUGGCCAGAAAUACAAAUAUCUGGCUAUGAAUUGCUUUGACCUAGCUAGUUAAUGUUAUCGACCAAAGAGACAUUCAAGUCUUAGCUACGAUCCCUAGCUAAUGGUAGCUAAUGCACUUUUGUACAUUGUGCUGUUCCGUACAUUUGACCUUAUUUUAGCGCCCCAAAAACGUAAUACUUCCAGGUCAACUGUAAUAUGAAUACCAUUGUAAAGCACAAUUUCUCCCCUUUCCAGCAAAGUCAAUGACGAGACCUUCAUGCUGCCCGUCUCUGCAUGAUCGAAGAAAGCAAUGGAGUUCCGCUGGGUCUUUUUUUAAAUGGCGGGUGGGGAAGCGAAAGCUACUGCGUCAUAAUGAAAGGGUAGAUAUGUUGUGUGUCAAACCGGCUUCUUUUACCCGAUUUGUCCAACUUAUCACCUCUAAAAUGUAAAUAAAACACUAUAAAGUGUUUAUAUAAUGUCUCAUUACAUACCUAUUUUAAGAUUUGUGUCGAAUUUGAAUAGGGUUUUUAGAGCUGCGCUAAAUUUAUCUUCACAAUAAAACUGUGGGUGUCACGGUUUUUAAGAGUCAUGAUAGCUCAAGUGAUUACGUGAAAAAUUAACAAUUGAUUGAAUUAACUAUUGAUGAACUCACGAGUAAUUAACUUUACACUAACCAUUACACUCACCAUUGAUCAUUUCUUGUUUUUAAUCUGCGAGAGAAGCGCUACACCUGGUGGAAAGAGGCUGUACGUCACAGAAUGACUGAAUAAUGCGUCACACGUUAACAUACAGCGUCAGCGGGGUCAGUUUUGUCAACUUUUCUCCAAUACUAUUGGCCAUUACCAUGUCAAUCAACGCUGAAUCGAAACGUAGUUCACACCCCGGAUUUUGAUGCCAACACAGUCGCUACAGUCACAUUAGUUUUCAUUGCAGCCUCGUUUGAAUGCCACGGUUGCCCACAUAUGUACAGAACUGAGUUAGCUACCGUUAGUUGUCUAAUGCUAGCUGUAAACAGCCGAGUUGACUUCUUAUUUUAAAAGGCCUUGAUGAGUAGAAUAACUAGCUAGCUAAUUAACAUUAGAAUUUGAAACCAUCCAGUGAUUAAAUGUCUAUAAUUUACGAAGUGUUAUUUGUUUCAGUGUAGAUCUGAUUGGUUUUUUUACCACAUUUUCUAGAUCAAGGAUAUCCACCUGUAAUCCGCCAACACAUUUGAAAGUACAGUACAACCCCAAUCAGAGUGCGAGUGUGUGUGUGUGUGUGUGUGUUUGUGGAUGGAUAGAUGGAUGGAUGGAUGGAUGCAUUCACAGACACAGCAAUCAGCUUGUUGGGGGUGAACUGGGAGCACAGUGCUAUAUCGGUAGGACAGAGGAGACGACAACAGAGAGGGCUUCGUCUUGAGCCCUAUACUACGAAUCAGGUUUGAAGAGUUAGCAAGUCUAAUGGCUGGUGUUAGUGUAAUGGCUGGGAUGCCAGUGAAAUGUUCAACUAGGAGGCGUACGGAGUCAACUCCACCUAUGGCUUCCUCUCCAUGUAGAUGUGAAUAUCCUCCCCUCGGCUCCUCAAUGGGCUCCUCAAUGGCUCCUCAAUGUCUAAUUUUCCUCUGGAGAGGCCUGCCUCAGAUGAAUGAGACCAAGGGCAAGAAGGCAAGACUGAGUACAAGUACAGUCCAAUGGUCUAAGAGAGAGAGGCGACAUGAAUGAGUAGUGCCGAGGGCAGGCAGGGGACAAACACUACCAUCCCAGCUGUGCACGAUGCAGCAGGUGCAACCAGAUGUUCACAGAAGGAGAAGAGAUGUACCUGCAAGGAUCAACCGUGUGGCACCCUGGCUGUAAGAACACAACCAGAACAGAGGAGCGACAGAGGGAACGGCCUUCAAGGUCGUCAUCCGAGAGUAUCUGUUCCAGACCUGGUUCAAGCAUACCCGGCUCACCAGGUCAUACCAUAUAUGCAAAAGUAGACGAUGAGAUCCUUGAUUACAGGGACCUAGCCGCCAUUCCCAAAGUCAAAGCCAUUUAUGAUAUAGAGCGCCCUGAUCUGAUUACCUAUGAGCCUUUGUACACCAUGUCCCUUGAUGAGAGGGAGGAGAGGAGGGAGAGUGUGGGAGAGCUCCAUACUGCGAGAAGGGAGCGUUCCCCCAUGAUAGAUGACAAGUCCUCAAGAAACAUGUCACCUACGCCAUCCGCUGAGGGCUGCUAUGACAUGAGGGAACGCAUCCUUCAGAGGUCCACCAGUCAGGGCUCCAUCGGCUCACCUGUCUACAAUCGCCAUAGUUACACCCCGCUGUCACGCUCACCGCAGCAUUUUCACAGACCAGAGGCUCUGACAGGCAUGCAGAAGCUUUGCUCCGCCCUGUGCAGUAACAGUGUGGGCUCCUCCAGCCAUAGUGACUCCCAUCCCACCUCACCGUUCAGACACCACUUCUUUCCCCAUAGCCAAGGCACUGAUCCACCUAGCGGGCGGAGCUCCCCUAUACCCCAAAGGCCAGACAGCCGGCCUGUCACUCCGCCUCUCUCUCUGACCCCUAAACAUUUCCACCUCCCAGAUCAGGGGAUCAACAUUUACAGGAAACCACCCAUCUACAAACAACACGGAUCAGAAGGAGGAAGGAGACGGUCUAGGGAAGAGGAGGAAGAGGAGGCCCUGAAGAGAAAGCAGCUCCAGGAGGAGCAUAUCAACAAGAUCCAGUCUGGUUUGGGGAAGCUGAUAAUGAAGGAGGAGAAUGAGAAAGAGCAGAUCAGGGAACGUCGCGCACGCAGCCAAUCAGCUCAGCGCUAUGACCCCCAGCAGACCAAUUGUGAUGGAGAUGAUUCCAAAACCUCAUCGCUGCCUGGUUAUGGACGGAAUGGAUUACACCGGCCUCAGUCUACAGAUUUCACUCAGUACAACAGCCAUGGGAACAUGUGUGGGGGAGGAAGAGAGUUUCAGCACAUAAGGGAUGGCAGUGCUGCAGUAACAAGAAUGGACAGGGGAGUAUCUAUGCCUAAUAUGUUGGAACCAAAAGUCGUACCAUAUGAAAUGCUCAUGAUAACCAGUAGAGGGCGAGCUAAACUUCCCAGGGAGGUGGACAGAACAAGACUGGAGCGCCACUUAGCCCCAGAAACGUUCUUUGACAUCUUUGGGAUGGAGAUCCAGGAGUUUGACAGGCUUCCACUGUGGAAACGCAACAACAUGAAAAAGAAGGCCAAGCUCUUCUAGCAUUCAGAGCAGCAUGCACUCAUCCCAUCCUUUCAGAUAGCACUACCACUGUAAUAUAGAUGUAGGAUUUGUUUCGAUUUUUCCCUACCUUUUUUCUGACAUGUUCAAGAAGGCAAUGCAAUGGACUCUUUUUUUGCUAUGCCUCCUCUACGGACUGAAUACAUGAUUUAAUAACUAAUAGAUACAUUUAAAAGCUACAAGGAAAGAAAAUAAAACAAUUUCUUCCAUGUUAAAAAAUAACAAAGAAUGAGAAAGAAUUAUGAAUCAAGUCAUGUUCUUUUUGACUGCUGCGGUUUUAAUUUCUUGCUUUGCUUUGAAUGGAACUGCUUUCCUUGACCUGCUUGUUUCCUCAUAUUUGUUGCUGUUGAUUCCUUUGGAGCUUUGUUAGUAGAAUCUCAUGGCACCAUAUGAAACAUGCUGUUCACAUGCAAAACUGGAAUGUCUGUCUGUCAGCUUCACAUGUCAAUGGUCAGCUUACCCUCAUUUGGCUGUCAAAUCAAGUCAAAUCAAAUGGCUCACAGAGUCUUCAUCAUGGUAAAUAUUGGGUCUUGCCAUUCCUUUAUGGCUCUUGUACAUACCAGCUAGCCUAUGUUACUCUCACUGGCAUCAGAGUCUGGAAAAGCUAUUAUUCAAAACAAUAUAAUGUGGUUUACAUAUAGAUCCGGGUCAUAUUCAUUAGGGCAUGAAACGGAAAACAUUUUAAACCGUUUUACAACAGAAAACGGAAAUGAGCCUUCCAAGUGGCCUCCCUGUUUCAGUGUGUUUUCAUCUGUUUGAUGCCUAAUGAAUACAACCUACAGUUUCGCCUCUCAGGCUCCCAUUGGAGUAGCAAUUCUUAUUUUACUAACAAAUAUUCAACACAAAAAGACACAACAUUUAAUGUAAAAAAAAAAAGACUGUUUUAUAAAUGAAACCCACACUGCCAUUUGUUGUAUUGAAAUAUAAGCAAAAAAUAAAGCUUUAAAUCACUGUCUAUGAUAAUCCUCGGCUACUCCAAAGGUAUCGCCUGUAUUAGUUUACCUGUUCUCCUCUAAGCUAUUAAACUAUAAUAAACACUGUGGUUCAUGUAUGUUGUUCAAGGAACUACAGUGUGUGUGAUGUAAUAUGAGGAAUCUCCUGUCAAGUUUUAUGGGACCAAUCAGACAGUGUAUUCCGUUGACCUCCUGGACUUCAGCCAAUAAAGAGGCAGACACCCAUG